This is a messenger RNA of Gossypium raimondii (Peruvian cotton), 1893 nucleotides long. RefSeq lists its product as uncharacterized. NCBI's taxonomy places the organism in Eukaryota, Viridiplantae, Streptophyta, Magnoliopsida, Malvales, Malvaceae. The record is from RefSeq and is a predicted model, not a curated record. The transcript is spliced from 15 exons. The coding region runs from base 568 to 1746 and encodes 392 amino acids.
CCCAAAUUCUAAUUUCAAUCUCUGCUCAUCAAAACUUAGAAACAGUAGAAUCAUUUUUCUCUCUUUUUCCUUCAUUUGCUCUGUUACUUUCCCCAGAUUUUAUAAAAUCUUACGAUUUCUUUUCUUCUACCAAAAAAGUAGUACAGAAAAAAAGGAUAGAAUUCUUUUCUUUUUCUUUUUUUUUCCCGGGAAACUGAAAUCAGUUUCAGGUCUUUUUUCCUUCACGUUUUCUAUAUUUUAUUUUCUGUUAGUAAGGCAAUCAAGAAGUUCGUUCUCUCAAUUCUCGAGAGAGAAGCAUAAACUUAUUUCUUGCAUAUUUUCAGUUGAAGAGGAGAAGGUGAUUUUUCUCGUGAUUUAGAGCCAUUUUAAAUACAGUUUCAGUUUCCAUCAGAUCCUUUUCAGUUCUUCUCAAUUAUCUUUCCAUUCAGGUCCUUUUGCUGAGGGUCUCUCUUUGUUUCAUGGAGAAUGGGCAACUGAAUGCCUGCUAAUUAAUGCUCAAAGGCUCUUGCAAUCUGAAUUGCCCAUAGUUUGUUGUGAAUAUACAAUUCAGACGAAUUUUUAAAUAGAAUGGGGAUCUUUACACGCAGUACGGUUAGUAGAAAGCCAAAUGAGAGCAUGAGGCUUAUUGUGACAACAUUUGUUGGAGUAGUUUUUGGCUUCUUAAUUGGAUUAUCUUUCCCAAAAUUGUCAUUAACAAAGUUCAAUAUAUCAUCUGGCAUUCUUACGACCAUUGAUAUCAAAUACACCGAAUAUACCAACUCAGUCCCCUCAGGCUCAACUCCUUUGCAGCAUCCAAUUGAUAAUAAUAGAAGCUCUGCUAAUGCCACAUCAAAGAAGAUAUGGGUCCCAUCAAAUCCUCGAGGUGCGGAAAGACUACCACCUGGAAUUGUUAAAGCUGAAUCAGACUUAUACUUACGCAGAUUGUGGGGCAAGCCGAAUGAGGACUUGACCAGCACGCCAAAGUAUCUUGUCACAUUUACUGUUGGCUAUAAUCAACGAAAGAAUAUUGAUGCUGCAGUUAAAAAGUUUUCAGGGAAUUUUACCAUCCUUCUCUUUCAUUACGAUGGUCAAACAACUGAAUGGGAUGAGUUUGAGUGGUCAAAGCAGGCAAUACAUGUGAGUGUUCGGAGGCAGACUAAAUGGUGGUAUGCCAAGAGGUUUUUGCACCCUGACAUCGUGGCUCCAUAUGACUACAUAUUCAUCUGGGAUGAGGACUUGGGGGUUGAGCAUUUCAAUGCGGAAGAAUACAUCAAACUCGUGAGGAAGCACGGACUAGAGAUUUCACAGCCUGGUUUGGAACCGAAUAAAGGGUUAACCUGGCAAAUGACAAAGAGGAGAGGAGAUCGUGAAGUUCACAAGGAAACAGAGGAGAAACCGGGUUGGUGCAAUCAUCCACAUGUUCCUCCUUGUGCAGCGUUUGUGGAGAUAAUGGCUCCUGUUUUCUCACGUGACGCAUGGCGGUGUGUAUGGCAUAUGAUUCAGAAUGACUUAGUCCAUGGUUGGGGUCUUGAUUUUGCCCUCAGAAAAUGCGUAGAGCCCGCCCAUGAGAAGAUCGGCGUUGUAGAUGCUCAGUGGAUUGUUCAUCAAUCUGUUCCCUCUCUUGGGAACCAGGGAGAGUCACAAAACGGGAAGGCGCCAUGGCAAGGGGUAAGGGAGAGAUGUAAAAAGGAAUGGACUAUAUUCCAAACGCGGUUUUCAAGGGCGGAAAGGUCGUACUAUAAGGCGAUAAAUUCAACUUCUCAUUAGGUACAGCCAUUACUCGAAAACCUGACCUAGAUUCAUUAUUAGAUCUUCCUCCCCUACUUAUUUUCUUUCCUAUUCUCAAAAAAUCUGUAGAUGAGAACAUUAUAUUUGUACCCAUUGUUUACUAAAUAAUCAUAUGUUUUUGGUCAA